Neurospora tetraspora is the source of this 1129-nucleotide messenger RNA. RefSeq lists its product as uncharacterized. The transcript has 3 exons. Gene Ontology annotation, molecular function: oxidoreductase activity, acting on the CH-OH group of donors, NAD or NADP as acceptor. NCBI's taxonomy places the organism in Eukaryota, Fungi, Ascomycota, Sordariomycetes, Sordariales, Sordariaceae. The coding region runs from base 110 to 1048 and encodes 312 amino acids. The record is from RefSeq and is a predicted model, not a curated record.
ACCAAUCCCCACUCCCACACUACCGCGCCUACGAAUCACCAUCACCACAUCGUCACGCCCAAAUCUCUUCCCACUUGAAGUCCCGAGGCCUCCCCGAACCCUACCGAAAAUGCGCACCCUCCUCCACAAACACGCCCUCAUAACCGGCGGCGGCAGCGGCAUCGGUCUCGCCAUCGCCCGCCGCCUCCACAUCGAAGGCUGCUCCGUCACCCUUUUGGGCAGAACCGAAUCAACCCUCCGCCACGCCCAAUCUUUACUCCUCUCCCAGUCUUCCCAACCAACACCCUCCUCCCCAGCCUCUUCCACCAGCACCAGCAGCUCCCCAUCCCCAUCCAAAACCCAACCAGACGCCUCAACCCCCCCGCCGGAUGGCGACAAAAGGGUAUCCUACCACCCCUUAAACGUAACAAGCGCAGAGUCUUGGGAGGGGUUAUUGAAGAGUUGCGGGAGGGUAGACAUCCUGAUCAACUGCGCCGGAAUCACGCAGCGCUCGCCGUUGAUGAAGACCGCGGUGGAGGAAGUGGAGGAGUUGGUGGGCACGAAUCUGACGGGGACGGUGUUGGGGUGUAAAUUCGUUGGGAGGGCUAUGUUGCGGAAUCGCAAUCGCAGUAGUACAAGUAAACCGAAAGCGGAGGGGCCUACGGAAGCGGUUCAAGAAGGGUCAAAGGGAGAGGCGCAAGAGGUGCAAGAGGGAGUUCAAGAGGGGGUAGCUGAACGGGGCGUAAUCGUCAACGUGGCAAGUCUACUCGCGCAAAAGGGGGUGGUGGGAACGAGUGUUUAUGCGGCUGCUAAGGCUGGGGUUGUUGGCUUAACAACCUCCCUCGCAAACGAGUACGGCAGAUCCGGGAUAAGAGUCAACGCCGUUCUGCCGGGGUAUGUCGAGACGGACAUGACUACUGGUCUCAAAAACCCUUCGAUCCUCCAACAAAUCCCCUUAGGUCGUUUCGGAACAACAGAUGAAGUCGCCGACGCCGCCCUCUUCCUCAUCAAGAAUCCGUAUGCAAACAAUUGCGUACUCAAUCUCGACGGUGGGUUAAGUUCUGUCUAAAACGACGCACCGCUUCCCGUGGGUAUCCGUGGUGAUCAAGCGGCUAGUAUAGCAAGAAUAGCAAGCUUUGUAGUAGUAUAU